AAACUGCAGCCAAAGUUCAUCUGUCUAGAGGGGGAAGAGAAGGUUGCUUCUCAGGAGCACCAUCUGCUCUACUUCUCACUUCUUUACUCGUUUCUCAUGCGUAUACGACAUGCACAAUCCCUCUCUACCUUUGUUUUUUUGAACUCUCUUAAUUCCACGUUGCAAAUUACUCCCCUAUCGUAACGCUUUCCCGCAGCUCGCAUUACUCUAUUUCUUCCUCCUUUCCGUUCAGAACAUUUCUUAAUCCAUAAAAGUUCCUGCCUUUCCGGCUUUGUCCUAUAAAGAAGCACUCAAGUUUCCCUUGUUUUUUCUUCCUCAAGUCUAGAGUUCAUAAAGCGUCACCCUUCAUUCUUGUUCUCCACCUAAUUGAUUCCUGUUUUUUUGUUUUUUAAAAAAAAAAAUCAUGGGUGCUCACCAGAGCAAGAGGGCCGAGAUGCCGCCGGAUCUCUUGAUAGACGGUCGCGGCACCUCCGGCGGUGCUGCAGCCCGUGCGGCGCAUGGAGGAAAAGGCGCCCAUUCCCACGCCGAAGACAUUCGGUACAUGGCCGAGCUGAGUUCCUAUGAGGCCGCCUGCAGCCUCGACCCGGAGCUGCAGAGCUUCGACACCACGCUCCAACAGCGCACCAGCCGCGUCAUCUCCUCCCUCGCCGUCGGCGUCGAGGUCCGGUCGCUCUCCCUCAACUCCCUCCGCGAGAUCACCACCUGCCUGCUCGACAUGAACCACGAGGUGGUGAAGGUGAUCCUCGACUGCAAGCGCGACAUCUGGAAAACCCCUGACCUCUUCGACCUCGUCGAGGACUACUUCGAAAACAGCCUCCAAACUCUCGAUUUCUGCGCCGCCCUCGAGAAGUGCCUCAUGCGCGCCCGCGACUCCCAGCUGAUCAUCCACUUCGCCCUGAAGCGCUUCACCGAGGAGGAUGCCGCCGGAGCCGGAGCCGAACCCGAUUCCCACCGCAAACCCAAGUACGCAAAAACCCUAGAGGAAUUAGGGCAUUUCAAGGCGGCGGGCGACCCCUUCACGGAAGAGUUCUUCCGAGCCUUCCACGCCGUCUACCGCCAGCAGAUCUCGAUGCUGGAGAAGCUGCAGCAGCGGAAGACGAAGCUGGACAAGAAGAUGAGGUCCAUCAAGGUGUGGCGGAAGCUGUCGAGCAUAAUCUUUGCCGCGACCUUCGCCGCCGUCCUGAUCUGCUCGGUGGUGGCGGCGGCGGUAGCCGCCCCACCGGUCGCCGCGGCCCUGGCGGCGGCGACGGCGAUCCCGAUCGGAUCGACAGGGAAGUGGAUCGACUCUCUGCUGAACGACUACCACAACGCGGUCAAGGGGCAAAAGGAAGUGCUGAGUUCGAUGCAAGUGGGGACUUACAUUGCGAUCAAGGAUCUGGAGAGCAUCCGCGUGUCGGUGGACCGGCUGGAGGCGGAGAUCGCGGCGGUGCUGGAGAAGGCGGAGUUCGCGACGAGGGGAGCGGAGGCGGUGAGGCUGGGGAUGGAGGAGGUGAGGAGGGGACUGGAGGCGUUCAUGAAGAGCGUGGAGGAUUUGGGAGAGCAGGCCGAUCGGUGCAGCAGAGACAUAAGGAGGGCGAGGACGGUGGUGCUGCAGAGGAUCAUCAGAAAUCCAGAAUAAGCCAACGUAACGGUGCGCCAUCUUGUCUUGUCAGUGAAUUUGAAAAUAUUCGAAUGAAACAAUUCAAAAAAAAAAACGAAUUAGAUUAAAUAGACGAUGUGUCAUUUACAUUGCUCCCAUGUAAACAAAAACAUGUAAUUGAUUUCUUUAAAUAGUUUAUUCUAUUCUUCAUGUUUUGAUGUAAAAAAGAUUUGAUGAGUUAAUUAAAAUGGUUUGUUUGCUUG
This is a messenger RNA of Zingiber officinale, 1842 nucleotides long. Its product is annotated as UPF0496 protein 1-like. Lineage: Eukaryota; Viridiplantae; Streptophyta; Magnoliopsida; Zingiberales; Zingiberaceae. The transcript has a single exon. Bases 404 to 1618 code for a protein of 404 amino acids. The record is from RefSeq and is a predicted model, not a curated record.